Hibiscus syriacus is the source of this 2968-nucleotide messenger RNA. RefSeq names its product CRM-domain containing factor CFM3, chloroplastic/mitochondrial-like. Gene Ontology annotation, molecular function: mRNA binding. The coding region runs from base 78 to 2678 and encodes 866 amino acids. NCBI's taxonomy places the organism in Eukaryota, Viridiplantae, Streptophyta, Magnoliopsida, Malvales, Malvaceae. The record is from RefSeq and is a predicted model, not a curated record. The transcript is spliced from 11 exons. Gene Ontology annotation, biological process: RNA splicing, via transesterification reactions.
AUUUUCCCGUCUUAUACUCUCGCUACAACUAAAGCUAAAACAAUGGCAGCUACUCCUCAGUAACAAAAGGCAAAGCAAUGGCCUUCACUACCACAAGAUUGGCGGAAAUGCCCCGCAGGGCUCCACUCCCUUUCUCCUCCUACUCCUACCCUUCUUCCCUCAACCUUUUGUUCUCACUCCCAAAACCUUCAUUUCACUUCUUCAGCUCUUUACCCUGUCUCCGGUCCGGAAUCAACCCGAGCUCCAUUUCGAACCGCUAUUCUUACCCGUGGCACCACAGCCUAUCCUCUGUGCCUCUUAACACCGGUGGCGCCAAAUUUUCCCUCCAGGCCUUGUCUUCCCGUUCUGAAAAAAUCAUCCAAGCGGACUGUAACGGUGAAGGGGGCGCCGAAACUCGGUAUUUAGAUAAAGAUAAAGGUCAAAGCGCUAUAGACAGGAUUGUUCUCAGGCUGCGAAACCUUGGGUUAGGAUCAGAUGACGAAGAUGAAGAAGACGAUGAUGAGACCGGCGAUUACGAUUCAACGCCGGUGACUGGAGAAGAGAGAUUAGGCGAUUUAUUGAAGAGAGAGUGGGUUCGACCUGACACGAGGCUGAUAGAGAGAGAGAAGGAGGAAGAUUUACUGCCCUGGGAGCGGGAGGAGGCGGAGUCGGCGGCGGCGGUGGUGGUGAAGGAGGGAGAUUUGAAAAAGAGGAGACUCAGGGCGCCGACAUUGGCUGAGCUGACAAUUGAGGAUGAGGAGCUUAGGAGGUUGAGGAGGAUGGGGAUGUAUUUAAGGGAAAGGAUCAAUGUGCCGAAGGCGGGGAUUACGAAGGCUGUUUUGGACAAAAUUCAUGAUAAAUGGAGGAAGGAUGAGUUAGUUAGGCUUAAGUUUCAUGAGUUUCUCGCCAUCGAUAUGAAAACUGCUCAUGAGAUUGUUGAGCGUCGUACAGGAGGCUUAGUUAUAUGGAGAUCUGGAAGUGUUAUGGUGGUCUAUCGUGGGAGUAACUAUGAAGGUCCUUCUAAAUCCCAAUCGAAUGAUCGAGAAGGAGAAGCUCUUUUUAUUCCGGAUGUUUCUUCCUCCAGCGAAAAGGAAAGUGAAAUGGGCUCAACUCUAACCCCAGAAGAGUCUGAUAAAGUUGUGUUGAAGGCAGAACGUAGUGAAAGCAUGACUGAAGAGGAAGUUGAGUAUAACAGCUUACUAGAUGGUCUUGGUCCUCGGUUUGUUGAGUGGUGGGGUACUGGAGUUCUUCCGGUUGAUGCUGAUUUACUUUCUCAAAAGAUACCUGGUUAUAAAACACCUUUCAGGCUUCUUCCUGCUGGAAUGAGACCACGGCUUACAAAUGCAGAGAUGACAAAUUUACGGAAAAUUGCUAAAUCACUUCCUUGUCACUUUGCCCUGGGGAGGAAUAGAAACCACCAGGGAUUGGCAGCUGCAAUAAUUAAGCUUUGGGAGAAAAGCCUUGUUGCAAAGAUUGCUGUAAAACGAGGUAUUCAAAAUACAAAUAACAAGCUUAUGGCUGAGGAGCUAAAGAACUUAACUGGAGGUGUCUUGUUGCUUAGAAACAAGUAUUUUAUUGUCAUAUACCGAGGAAAAGAUUUCCUUCCACCAAGUGUUGCUGCUGCUCUGGCAGAAAGACAAGAUUUGACAAAACAGAUUCAAGAUGCUGAGGAGAAAUUGCGGGUCAGAGCAGUUGAGCCAUCUCAAUCAGGUGAAGAUAAAGGACAGGCACCUGCAGGUACUUUGGCUGAGUUUUAUGAAGCUCAAGCUCGCUGGGGAAGAGAUAUAUCUGCUGAAGAACGUGAAAAGAUGAUUGAAGAAGCAUCAAAAGCUAAGCAUGCUAGACUUGUAAAACGUGUGGAACAUAAAUUGGCUGUUGCCCAAGCCAAAAAGCUUAGAGCAGAGAGACUAUUAUCUAAAAUAGAAGCCUCGAUGAUCCCUGCUGCUCCUGAUUAUGACCAAGAAACAAUCACCGAUGAGGAAAGGGCUAUGUUUCGCAGAGUUGGUUUAAGAAUGAAACCAUACUUGCCUCUUGGUAUCCGUGGUGUUUUUGAUGGUGUAAUUGAAAAUAUGCAUCUGCAUUGGAAGCACCGAGAACUUGUAAAGCUAAUAUCCAAACAAAAGAACCUUGCAUUUGUCGAAGAUACAGCAAGGUUAUUGGAGUAUGAAAGUGGUGGGAUACUGGUGGCAAUAGAAAGGGUCCCCAAAGGAUAUUCUCUCAUCUACUAUCGUGGAAAAAAUUACCGCAGGCCCAUUAGCAUAAGGCCAAGAAACCUUCUAACGAAGGCAAAGGCAUUGAAGCGCUCAGUUGCAAUGCAACGCCAUGAGGCUCUGAGUCAGCAUAUCUCUGAACUGGAGAAAACCAUAGAGCAAAUGAAAAAGGAAAUUGGUGCUGAAGAUGUUGAGGGCGAUAACAACAGAGGGUCAGGUGAACAUGGCCGGUUUGAUCCUGUCUCAGAACUCUACCAAAUUGAGUAUGAGGCUUCAGAUAUAGCAUCCGACAAUGAUGACGAAUACAAAAAUGAGCUUGAUGACUAUGAAGAUGAUAGCGAGUUUGUUGACGAUGAAGAUGACGCCACCAACGACUGGGAAGAUGCAGAUGAUGAAGAUGAAACCGAUAACGACUGGGAAGAUGAUGAAUCUUUAGAAUCGAACCUUAAAGAACCCGAUUCACACAGAUAUCGUCGAUCAAGUUUCUGAAAAUUUUGAACCGAGUAGACAGUUUUCUUCUUGUUCACACAUAGUCCAUCAACCAGUCUUUCAUUUUCCCGAUAAUGUCGGGCUGGAAUGAGUAACCAUACAUGAUGGCUGAUGUCUCUUUCUAUUUUGGAUUGAAUUGUUAAAAUUGAGGCGGAAGCGCUUACAUGCAUCAGCUGCCAUUGAACUGGCUUGUACAAUCUGUAGCAAUUUGUUCAGUUUUAACACCUGAAGGUUUGGUAUUGUAUACCAUUUCUCAUUUAGGGCUGGGGUUAAUUCAAAAAUAAAGUAAG